Molecule: messenger RNA, 288 nt
Organism: Lemur catta (Ring-tailed lemur)
Lineage: Eukaryota; Metazoa; Chordata; Mammalia; Primates; Lemuridae
Gene: CRCT1
Product: cysteine rich C-terminal 1
Source: RefSeq, a predicted model, not a curated record
AUGUCCUCCCAGCAGAGCGCCGGUGCCGCCAAAGGCUUUUCCAAGGGGUCGUCCCAGGGCCCCGCUCCGUGUCCCGCCCCCGCGCCCGCCCCGUCCUCCUCCUCCUCCUGCUGCGACGGCUGCUGCGGCAGCUCGGGCUGCUGCGGCUCCGGCUCCACCGGCUGCUGCUGCUUUCCGCUGAGGCGCCGCCGGCAGCGGGGGUCGGGCUGCUGCUGCUGCGGGGGCGGCAGCCAGAGGUCGCAGCGCUCCUGCAACACGGGCUCGGGCUGCUGCUCGGGCGGCUGCUGA